Molecule: messenger RNA, 6035 nt
Organism: Leptomonas pyrrhocoris
Lineage: Eukaryota; Euglenozoa; Kinetoplastea; Trypanosomatida; Trypanosomatidae
Product: putative protein kinase
Exons: 1
Coding region: 1047-6035 (1662 amino acids)
Biological process (GO): spliceosomal complex assembly; regulation of mRNA processing; protein phosphorylation
Molecular function (GO): protein kinase activity; ATP binding
Source: RefSeq, a predicted model, not a curated record
AGCCGUGCACCACGAGCACGUAUACGCAGGUGCUACCCGAUUUUCUCUCGGUUAUUACUGGUUUUUUUUUAGCGCAAGAGAGCGCGAUUUAUUGCCGUUACUGGAUAUUUCUUGUUGUUCAUUACUUUAUCUUUUUUCUUCUUGUUGUUGUCUGUUCUGGAGGAGUUCGCUCCAUUCGAGAGCACCGCUCUUUCUUGCUGCGGCGGUGUUUCGUUGAUGGGACGGUCGUGAUCGCCUCUAUUUCUGUAUCGCACCCCUCAAAAACCGCCACGAGCGGGUGUAUGUAUGUGUAUAUAUAUAAAUACUUAGAACCUUCUAUAUAUCUAUAUAUCUUUGUUUCUCUCUCGUUCACCUUUGCCCCUUUUUCUUUUCUUCCUCCUCUCCGCAUCUCGUCCUCUGCCUGCGAACGCUGGAAUCGGCGCAGCAUCGGCGGCGCUUUCUGUGUGCUUGAUCCUCUCCCCACAGACACACAUACAUAUAUACAUUUAUCACGCGCGUAUCACCACCUUCUGUCGUUGCUGUUUACUGAUCUUACUACCACUACUAUAUAUAUAUAUAUAUAAGUCUGCUUGAUAAUCAUUACGGUUGUUUGCCACCAUAGUUCGUCCUUCUGUUUCUCCGUAUUUAUUUUUGUCUUGUUAUUUCUUCUCUGUACGAAUAAUACUAAUACGACGACCAACGCGCAGGUGCUUUGGUUGCUUCGCCUUGUUUUUCAAAUUCUGUUGUUAUUAUUAUUUUGGCUAACAAUCUCUUCCUCUAGACGUACGCGUAGAUAUACAUAUAUAUAUACUUAGAAGGCGGCAGAACCAGCGUAUUGAUUCAGCGGUCAUCGCCAGAGGUGUGUGUGUGUGUGUGCUUUCCCUCACGGUCUUUCAAUAAUUUUUCCUUCUUCCUCCUUACAUAUAUAAUCCUUUUCAAGGGGAGUAGCUGUUUCUGCUCUUCUCUUGUGCUGCUCUGCAGGCGUAGUCUUCCUCGAACUAUUUUAACGACGCUGAGUCUCUCGACAACACACCAAGAGGAAGAAGAAGAAAGGAAAAGCGGCAGGCAUGUCUGCUGGAAGCGUCCGCACCGGCUGGAGAAACGGCGAGUCCUCUCCUGUUGACGCCGCCGCGCAGAACGGCAGCACGAACCACAGCAGCCCGCUCCACCACAGCAGUCCGAAUAGCACCGCCUUUCACUCCUUCAACACCGCUCCUUCGCCCUCUUCAGACCCCAGAACGAGCACCAGCAGCGGCGACACGCAAAAGCAGGUGUCGGCGCACCGCUUCGAUUGGUUGCAGCCAUGGCGCACCCCACAAGACUGCCGCGAAGGUGGCUUAGCCCUCCUCGACAGCAUGCAUGAGAUUUUGCUUAACGUGCAGCGCGCGCGGCUAUCGAGUGUGCACGCGGUUUACGCGCCACUGCACGGCUCCGUCGGGUCCGCCAGCGCCCGUCUCGCAGACACGCUCGACGACAGCGUCAACGCGUCCUUCACGCUGCGUCUGUCAAUGCGGAGUAACAGGCGGCGAUCUCGACGGGCCACCGAAGCGGCAGCAGGAGCAGAAGAAGGAGAGGGAGACGUGAGCAGCAACGGUGACGUCAACGUCGUCAGCACGCCGGGGGGAGCCACGUUGAUUGACUACAUGUUGUCGGGUAGCCGCGCACGUCUGGCGUCGCAUAUGUGGCUGGACGACGCGACACCGUUGCAGCCAUCGACGACGACUGAAGUCGCAGAUGAAGCUAAUGGAGACAACAGCAAGACGAACGGUGACAUCCACGCACAACCGUCUCUCAACGAGCGCGCGGUGGCCUUCCUGCACACCGCAGCUCCACCCCCACCACUGCCACCGCAGCUGCUGCAGCAGCCGACAUCUCAAGCCACCACAGCUGCAGCAUCAGUCGUGGAAGGCAGCAAUUGCUUUGCGCUGCCGGACAUGCUGCCUUCAUCUCCGUCAGCGCCUGGUGAAGCGAAGGCGGCGUUGCACGCCCCAGCCACUGACACCGUUCCCCCUAUCCCCCGCUUCGAUGAGCUGAAAGUCGUGCAGGAAGCGCUGCAGCAGCACCAGCAAGCGCACCAGCCGCCGCACCCUCGCAGCGUAGCCGCCCAACAGCAACGGCGGCGUGCGUGGGGCGGACAUUCUUCCACUGAAGAAGAAGACGACGACGAGGGAGGUGAUCCGGAGGACAAUGCGCACGAGGCGAGCCACGAUGGGUGUCCGCAGGCCACUGCUCGCCCUGUCCCACCGCCUCCGCCACCACCGAUGCUGUUCCCCGGCAACGAUGCGCACCAUCACGACGGUGAUGAACACUCAAGCACGUCAUUGAAUUCACCUCCAGGGCACGAGGCCGAUCGCUGUGCGUCUCUCUCCCUGACCGAUGUAGAAGCAGAAGAAGAGGAGGAGGACAGCAUCGGUGAUGAUCUCUCGGAUCACAUGAGUGCCACGAACUUCGGCGAAGGUGGCCACCUCGCCUGUGUCCCGGGCGACACCCUCCACAACCGCUACUCCCUCCUCAAGGCGCUCGGCGUCGGUCGCAGCAGCCGUGUCUGGCUCGCCGCGGACAUGGAGCAGUGCUCGCUGGCUCGGCGGCAGCUCAUCCGCGAGCUCGGCGAGCGCGAGGCGCGACGGCUCUUCCGGCCAAACGAGCGUCCGAUGUUCGUGGCGAUCAAGGUCUUCCGCUGCGGCGCCACCUACACGGACUGCGCCACCUACGAGGCGAAGCUGUCCACCUUUAUACAGGACAGCGUGCGGCUGCGGCAGCUCCGCGCCCUCCGGUCACCGCCAUCGAACUCGUUCUCGCUGCUCGUCUCACCGACGUCAGCGCGUCACUCCCGCGCCGGCCGCUCGCGCGCGAACUCGAACACAUCAUUUACGGUCUCUCCCCCCGACGCCUUCAUCAGCCCCGGGAGUACGUCGAAUGUGCUGGGGAUCAGCAGCGCGAGCGGCUUUGGGCACGCCAGCGCCAGCCCGACCGGCUCACUCCUCCGCCAGCGCCUCACAACCUUUCGUGACGCGUUCGCCGUGGAAGGGGCGUACGGCACCCACCGGUGCUUAGUGAUGGACGUGCUCGGGUCCGGCGUGGACAAGGCGAUCAACGAAACCCACCUCUCCGGCUUUCCGUCCGAGGUGGCGCGAGCCAUUCUGCGCUCUACGCUGCAGGGCCUCGCCGUGCUGGCCGCCUGCAACGUCAUCCACACGGACUUAAAGCCAGAGAACUUGCUCUUCACCGAUUUGGAGGCGGAGGUGGCGGCGGAGAUGCGCGCCUUUCAGUCGGCGCAGCUGCAGACGGGGCGCCGCAGCGGGCUGUGGAGCAGCUUCACGCACCGCCGGGAGAGCGUCCUCGAGUACUCGCAGCGCCGCGAGCGGGAGGGCGCGUCGUCGCCGCUGGCGGCGGCAGGGGGGCUGACGGGGCACAGCAGCAGCGGGCUUCCCUCCGCCGCCACCAUUCACGAGGAGGAGGAGAACGAAGCGUUAACUUCUGGCGUGGAACGGAGUGGACGGGCGGAUGAGCAGCCACGCCGCUCGAGCAGUAGAGGGGGGGACUUCCCGCACCGCACCCGUCCCCCGCGUCACGAGGGCGCCGCAGAGGAAGAUACAGCGCCUCUGAGUCCAUCACAGCCGCAGGCCGAUCCGUCCUCUGCCUCAAUGAACAACAACGGUAGUAGUAGUGGUGGUAGUGGUGGUCAUCACAGUACUACUGCUGCCGUUCCCACGACGACGAUGACGACAACGAUGAACCACGAAGUCGGUGGUCGAGGGGGGUCGCCCUUAGUAAGUUCACUCCUCCGUGUAGAAUGCCGGGCCGGCGGCGGCUCUGCCGCGUCCAGCCCACCGCGUGCCCGACGUCCGGCCUACGAGGUACGGGUGUCCGACUUCGGUCUCUCCUUCAUCACUCCGCCGUGCCUGCGGCUUGGCGUGCGGGCGAUGGCGCGCUACACGGCGGAGGUCGGCAUCGCAGUGGAUGACCUCGUGCAGGACGACGCCUUGUCACAGCUGCAGUGGCUCUACGAACAGCAGCAGCAACUGCAGCGAUCGCAAACACGCGCUGACGGUCGCAGAUCACCUGAAGCCGUCAUGAACCAUGGCAACAGUCCGAGUAGUAGCAGUGCUGGUGGGGGUGGGGGAUUGGAGGGGUGGGAGUGUGAUGCUGCGGCGGUCGAGGGAGAUUUAGUAAACGCCGCGGAGCUGCGCGCGCUGCAGCUCGAGGAGGCCCGCGAGGACGACCGCCGCCUGCGCCGGACGUGCAGCGUCGGGGAGUGGGCCGACGAUGCGGAGGCGGAGCGUACCGCCGCUGGCGGCAGGAUGAAAGAGGAAGAAGACACGGUAGUGGUGGAGCUCCCCGACAUAACGGCCGUCGAAGAGACGCCUUGUAGCGCAAAGACGAAGAGGGGCCGUCCACCGCCGUCCGCGCACGCCACGCCUGACCUCGAUGACAGAAGUUCUCGCAGCAGCAGCAGCAGCAGCGCCAACAACGGUGACGCAAAGGGCCAUCGUCGCGUCAGCGCGGACAGCUCAGCCAACUCGGCGAUGAGUGACCACUUCACUGCUGUCGCGGCUGCCCCUUCGACGGCGCUGCACACUGCCAGCUACCACUCGCCCGUGUCGCGCCGUCUUCGUGCGUCGCAGCGAGUGGCGAGCACGUCCUCCAGCCCGCCCUCCCCGCAUCGCGACAAGGAACAAGCAGACGAACAGCAGGAGGAAGAGGAAGAGGUGGCAACAGAGGAGCACUACGUGACGUCCCUCACACGACCCGCCGAGCCCCGCCCUCCCCCGCUCGCCAGCUUCACAGCCACGUUGUCCGCAGCGCCAGCGGCGUUGUCGCCCUCCCCGCCACGUCGCUCGCCUCUCUCUGCGCUGGCCAGCCUCACCGCCCUGCGCCGCCUGGAGCUGGACGUGGUGCGGAACCAGCGCUACACCCGCGGCGCCACCGUGCAAAGCCGCGAGUACCGCGCCCCCGAGGUGGUGCUCGGCAACUUCUUCCUCCCCUCCUGUGAUGUGUGGUCCAUCGGCUGCGUCGCCUACGAGCUCGUGACGGGGCGCUUCCUGAUGGACUGCACUGCCGAUCGGGAGUACUUUGGGCGGCAUGUGCGCACGAAGGAGCAGGGGAGGAUCCGCGCCGCGGAUGGAAAGGGGAGCAACGGCCCCGACGAGGAUGACGACGACAGCGCGGCGUGGGACGAACAGCCGAUCUACGUCGACGACCCCGAGCAGGACCUCGAUGUGUUCCACCUCAAGGCGAUGAUGCGGCUGCUCGGGCCGCCGCCGAUCAGCUUCUUGCACCAGCACCCGAUGGGCCUCUUUGUGGCGGACUUCUUCGAUGAGAAGGGCGAUUUUAAGUUUUGGCAACGAGGUGAGGCGGAGGGCUGUGGCAUGGGCCUAGCAGACGCGUACCGUCGCGACGAACUGCGCUACUGGGGAAGUCGGCGGGGGCCGCGCGGUGACCGUCCUGCUGCUGCUGCGACGGUGGUCACCGCCUCCACCCACGCCCACAGCAGCGACAACACGCUCGAUGACGAUGAUGACGAUGCGGCGUGUGAUGCAGCGAAAGAGAAGGGAAAUGCUCGAGUGCAGCCCGGCAAUUCCUCGCAGCGUCUCGACCCACCGUCGUCGGCCGCGCCGGCGGUCCGCGCAGACCUCGGCAACCCGCCGCCCGCAGACACCACGCCUUCCGCGCUUUCCAUGACACCCUGCAGCUUCGCCACCACCACCGCUGCAGAAACAGCAGCAGGGAGGGGCGGAGAAGGCGAAAGCGAAGGCGGGGACGUCCCUCGUCGCGCCUUCCACCCGCGUACGUCCGUCCUCGACACCCGCAACUACCCGAUGGAGACGCCGGACUGGCAGGAGGUACGGCAGAUGAUUCGGCGCACGCUAACGUCCGCGGAGGAGGCGAGCGACUUCGAGAACUUUCUGUGGCGGUGUCUGCAGUGGGACCCGACGCAUCGUGCGACGGCGGCCGAGCUGCUGGCGGAUGCGUGGAUGGUGAAGUACAGCCAUAAGGUGGCGAAUGCGUUGGACAGCGAUGCGGAGGCGGAAGAGGGCGGCGCGGAUGGGCAGUAG